UUUCAGUUCUCGACGGUGAUUGGGCAUCACGUCGGACUUGCACGUUGAAGUGAAAAUUCGCCGUUCGCGUUGGGUCGCCCGACGCCUCACUCCACAGCCCGAAUGAGCGCCCGCACCAAGUUCCCCGUCGUCCUCAUCCACGGCAAGAUCGCGAUAACUCCAUCUAAUACAUUGGUACAGUCUUUAAACCUUUAUCUUGUGUUGUAUACAGGUGUGUUCGGCUUCGGAAAGCAGCGGCCGUUGUGGGGUCACUGGGUUCCGUACUGGCCCGAGCGGGAGCUCAAUCGUAUCAAUCCCAACCAUUUGCUCGUAGACGUAGGCAGCGUAUCCUCAGACCACGAUCGCGCCUGUGAAGUUUUUUACCAAUUGGUCGGGGGCCGAGUGGACUACGGAGAACAACACUCAAAUGACACAGGCCACGAUCGCUAUGGAGAGAUGUUCGACAAUCCCCUACACCCCAAUUGGAGCGAAGACAACCCCGUACACUUACUGGGUCACAGUUUCGGGUCCACCACGGCCAUCGAGCUGUUCCAGUUGCUAAGUACGGAUUUCUUUCAAGUCGGCAGUUCGCACAAGUGGAUUGCUAGUAUCACAUGCAUCGCUGGGCCUUUGACAGGCUCAACCUUGACCCAUAUGAUCGGUAUGGAGACCAGUAGAGUGGUGCCUGGGGGGAUCGUUCACUUGAUGUCCAUCGUGUUUGGCGCGUGGAUCCAGUUGUACUGGAAGUUCCCGAUCCUCAAGAACGCAGCGGAUCUCCGCAUGGACCAAUGGAACAAAUACUCACUUAAAGACCUUCUGGUUGCCAAUGGACCCGUCACCUCGUCGGGAGAUCUCGUGGUGCAUGGCACGAUACCAGAGUAUCGCAUCUCACGCAACGCUCAACUGCAGAACAUGGACAAGCUGCAUUUACUGAGUAUCACCACGUCACCUAAGACGGUGUAUCGUCCAUUCGGUGAAGGUAUGGCGCUUGCCGUGUUGGUACUACUGCGUUGGAAUAAAUUUCCAAAGUGGUGGCCUGGAUUGGCUCGACGUCGCGGGUUUCGAGCCUUUGCUAGUUUCUUGGUCGUGUGCUACUUGUGGUUUAAACUCAAGAAACUCGACGUGUCCAAGAUGCCGUCCAUGUACGGCCUCAAGUGGCUCAUUCGACGUCGUGCUCGCAGUCUCCCGAUGAUCUUCGACGGCUUUGAAGCAGGCAGUUGGGAGCACAACGACGGCGUCGUGAACAUCCGCUCCAUGUUAAGACCGUGGUUUCCUAAGCCUCAAGAGAUGGAGAGAGCGCUCAGCAGCAACGACUUGACUCCGCCUGCUCCUUCUCUUCCAGCGACGUCGUCUUCUUCGUCGUUGAAAGACACGGCGUUGGCACGUUGCGAGUCUCACAUCUCCAUCGAUGGCUUCAAUCGAGAUACGGACGACGAACAGCAGACUCACGGAGCCAAACGCUUUGAAAAGGGACGAUGGUAUGUAUACCGUGUGGACAGCAACCACCUCGCUGGAACAUACUGGGACAGCAACGCAGCCGAUCUGUACAAGAGUUUAUUCACGUUGAUGAGCAAGGAGUACGAACGAGAGGACUCCAAAACCAGUGGCGUAUGCCAUCAAACAAACCGCCACACCACUGCUCCGUUCUACAGCUGAUAACAUAAUUACAGCAUAUUACAUGUUGCAUAAUACAACAUCAUUUUUCCA
This is a messenger RNA of Phytophthora nicotianae INRA-310, 1686 nucleotides long. RefSeq lists its product as hypothetical. The record is from RefSeq and is a predicted model, not a curated record. The coding region runs from base 103 to 1635 and encodes 510 amino acids. The transcript is spliced from 2 exons. Lineage: Eukaryota; Oomycota; Peronosporomycetes; Peronosporales; Peronosporaceae.